CUGUCAGACCUGAGCUUGCAGUGAUCGUACGCAGAAGCGAGGAGAGUGGCUCUGGAAAGCAGACGGCUUCUUGCUGGGAAGUGGGCUGCCUGGCCAUGCUCUGGGCGCUCUGGCCAAGGGGGCUGGCAAGCAAGGGGCUGCCUCUCCUGGGGGUAGUGUUGCUGCGAAAAAGAGAGAAGAGGGGACCUCAGUGGAGUCACUGCCGGCGGGAAACCCACCCAUACUAUGACCUCCAAGUGAAAGUGCUGAGGGCCAGAAACAUCCAGGGCAAAGACCUGCUGUCCAAAGCUGACUGCUACGUGCAACUGUGGCUGCCCACGGCAUCUCCCAGCCCCGCCCAGACAAAGGUGAUAGACAACUGCAGUGACCCUGAGUGGAAUGAGACCUUCCACUACCAGAUCCAUGGCGCUGUGAAGAAUGUCCUGGAGCUCACCCUCUAUGAUAAGGACGUCCUGGGCAGCACUGAACUCUCCCUGCUGCUGUUUGACCUGAAGAGCCUCAAGCCUGGUCAACCCCACAAUCACACCUUCCUACUCAACCAACAGGAUUCACAAGAGCUGCAGGUGGAGUUUGUUUUGGAGAACAGUCAGGCGCCUGCAUCUGAAGUCAUCACCAAUGGAGUCCUGGUGGCUCAGCCCUGUCUGAAAAUCCAAGGCACCCUUGGGAAAGAUGAGACAGCUCCACAGCAAAAGUAUGGAUCUAGGCAGAUUCGUCUGGCAGUGCCCGGGGCCUACGAGAAACCACAGCUCUUGCCCCUGCAGCCCCCUGUGGAGGCUCACCUCCCAGACACCUUUACCUUCCAUGUGAACCCAGUGCUUCGCUCCAGGUUGCACGUGGAGGUGGGGGAGAAGCUCACGGUCCUGCAGAGCGACCCGAGUGCUGAGCUGGAGGCUCAGACCAGCAGCCUGGGCGAAGGGGGCAUCCUGCUCUCCUCUCUGGCCCUAGGUCAGGAGAAACAGCGCUUGGUGGCUGUGGGGAAGGGCCAGGAGGUGCCUCUGAGGGUGAAGGCAGAAAUGAGCUCUGGGGACCUUGACCUGCGCCUGGGCUUUGACCUCUGUGAUGGGGAACGACAGUUUCUGGACAAGAGGAAGCAGAUCGUAUCCAAGGCCCUGCAGCAGGUGCUGGGAUUGAGCCAGGCUCCUGCCAGUGACCAGGUGCCUGUGGUGGCUGUGCUGGGCUCUGGAGGCGGAACCCGUGCCAUGUCUUCCCUGUACGGCAGCCUGGCAGGGUGGCAGGAGCUCAAUCUCCUGGACACUGUGACCUACCUGAGUGGGGUCUCUGGGUCUACCUGGUGCAUCUCCACACUCUAUAAGGACCCAGCGUGGUCCCAGGUGGCCUUGCAGGGCCCCACUGAGCAGGCCCGGGCGCGGGUCUGCAGCAGUAAGAAGGGGGCGGUGUCCACGGAGCGCCUGCAGUACUAUGCUGAGGAACUGAAGAGCCUGGAAAGCAGCAGCCAUAGCAUCUCCCUCAUUGACCUCUGGGGCCUCCUCAUUGAAUAUUUCCUGUACCAGGAGGAAAACCCCGCCAAGCUGUCUGACCAGCAGGAGGCAGUCAGCCGCAGCCAGAACCCUUAUCCCAUCUACGCCAGCGUCAACGUCCGCACCGAUGUCAGCGGGGACGACUUUGCAGAGUGGUGUGAGUUUACCCCCCACGAGGUCGGCUUCCCCAAGUAUGGGGCGUAUGUUCCCACCAAGCUCUUCGGCUCAGAGUUCUUCAUGGGGCGACUGCUGAAGCUCUGGCCAGAGCCCCGGAUCUGCUACCUGCAGGGCAUGUGGGGCAGCGCCUUUGCAGCCAACCUGGAUGAGAUCUUCCAGACCGCGGGCUUCAACCUCGGCUUCCUGGACUGGCACCGAGGCAGUGUGAACGUCACAGACGAGCACCAGAAGCUUCGAGACCCCACGAGGCUGCGAACGAGGCUCUUCACCCCCCAGGGGCCCUUCUCCCAGGCCGUGCUGGACGUAUUCACCUCCCGCUUUUCCUCCGCCGAGAACUUCAACUUCACCAGUGGCCUCUGUCUGCACAAGGACUAUGUGGCCGGCAGGGAGUUUGUGGCCUGGAAAGACGCACACCCGGACGCCUUCCCCAACCAGCUCACCCCCAUGCGGGACUCCCUGUGCCUGGUGGAUGGGGGCCUUGCCAUCAACUCUCCAUUCCCGCUGAUCCUGCUGUCGCAGAGAGCGGUGGACCUCAUUGUGUCUUUUGACUACUCCCUGGAUGCCCCUUUUGAGGUCUUACAGAUGACAGAGAAGUGCUGCCUGGACCGAGGCAUCCCCUUCCCCAGAAUCGAGGUGCUCUCUGAGGAUCUGGAGAACCCCCGCGAGUGCUACCUGUUUGCCAGGGCCGAGGACCCCCGCGCACCCAUUGUGCUGCACUUCCCCCUGGUCAACCGAACCUUCCGCACACACCUGGCCCCAGGUGUGGAGCGACAAACAGCUGAAGAGAAGGCCUUUGGGGACUUCGACAUCAACGGGCCAGACACCCCCUAUGGCAUGAUGAACUUCACCUAUGAGCCCGAGCAGUUUGAUCGGCUGGUAGCCCUGAGUCGAUACAAUGUUCUGAACAAUGUGGAGACCAUCAAGCAGGCCCUCCAGCUGGCUCUGGACCGGCGGCAGGCUGGGGCCCGGGCUGGAGGCUGACCCGGGCUGGAGCCAAGGACUGUGGUGCAGGAGGGACCGUGGGCUCCAGACCAGGGCUUGGUAGAGGGAGGAGUGGGCUCUGUGGGGCUUCUGCCUCCCAUCUUCCCAUCUUCCCUGCCUUAAGGUCCACCAGGUUCCAGAAGCUCCUACAGAUUUCAGCUUGUACGUGGCAGAGCCCUUCUCAUAUGUGUUUCUGGGAGAAGAUGGGGCAGUAGGUGUCUCUGGGGGCUCUUGGGGAUGUGAGGCAGAAGUGAGCAGUGCUCAUUUUAGAGGGGAUCGAGGCAAUAGUCUAGUCCCAGGGCCCACCCCACAUGCAGAAGGGCCUGCGACCCUCACCAGAAUGGGAGCUGUGAGUGCUGAGGUGCAGGUUACUCUCCUUAAACUGAGACUAAAAGCAAAGAUGCAUCCAUCCAAUACACACAUGGCCCAAUCCCUGAUACCCUCUCCUCCCCAGCCCCUGCCCUGUCCCCUGCUCCUGGGUGCAGUGUGAGUGCUCUCAAGAAUAAAGGGGGACCACAUGGGUUGCCAGUCUAGGUCACUAACUUUAUCAUCCUCCCCACCCCCCCGCCCCCAAAUAUGUUUUCACUAGAGACCCGUUGCAUGAAGAUUCACGCAAUAGGCCUUCCUUCCCCUGGCUGCUGGCACUGGUUUUCCUCCAGCACCCGGGACCCAGGCCUUUGGUUUGGCUGCAGCAGCGAGGCUUGGCUUCUCCGCUCUGGCUGCAGCGGAGAAGCCAAGCGUCUUCAGUCUUCAGUCUUUGCUCCGAGCCUGCAUAUGCAAAUUAACCACCAUCUUUGUUGGGUUAAUUUGCAUACUCAUCCUGAUUGGCUGGUGGGUGUAGCGGAGUGACACCAAUUUUAGAUGCUUCUCUUUUAUUAGUGUAGAUUGGUUUCAGAGAGGAAGGGAGAAGGAGAGAGAAUGGAAACAUCAAUGAUGAGAGAGAAUCAUUGAUUGGCUGCCUUCUGCAUGCCCCACACUGGCGAUCCAGCCUGUAACCUGGGCAUGUGCCCUGACCAGGUAUCUAACAGUGACCUGGUUUAUAGGUCGACACUCAACCACUGAGCUAUGCUGCUGGGCUCCAUCAUCCUUUUUGCUAACCCCCAUCCCUCUUCACUGCUCAUGGCCCUUCUAUGCUCAGCCUCCUGAAGGCCGUAGGGUGAUGGCCAGUCCUGGCCAGGCUCCAGCUGGUGGGUGUGCACAUUGUCUCCCUGCUAAUCACUCACACUGCACUUUUUAAACUUGGGCCACAUUCCCUCAUCAUGUGUACAGCUUCCACCCAUGCAAAUAGUCUCACCAUCCCAUCAGGGUGUGUCUAGAGGGCGUAUCCAUGUGUCAAGGGACAGAGUGAAUGCGCCCCUGCAUGUGUGUGCAUGCUCCUCGUGAAGGCAGGCUGCAGAGCUGCUAAUCUGUUGGCCAGGGCUGUGCAGUGGCAGAGGGAAACUGGCUGGGAACUCGGGCACCUUGGUUCCUGCCUCUUUCACAGAUUCGGCCGAUGAUCUGAGCAAUCUCUCUUUCCCUGUUUCUCAUUUCUCCUGACCCACCUGGGACACUGGAAAUAUCUGGAGCCUCUCCAGCAGGGGUAGAUUUUAGGUCAGUGGAGAGGCGAGCACGCUGCCCAGGCUUGGUCUGGGGGCUCUCCGGGUCCCUUGCCUGCAGCCUCACAGCCUCGUCCUCCUCAGCCCUGCCCCUGGGCCACCUGGGGCCCUUCCAUGACCCAGCUGGUAUAGCCACGUGAACACGUGCUCCUACUGCCCCCUCCACCUGGAGUGCGCUCUUUGGCUGCACCUCCUCCUCUCCUGACGCAUGCUCUCCAGGACCAGUCACCAUUUCUCUUUCAAUCAGGACAAAGCCACAGGCGUGCUGAGUCUGGGAAGAAGACCCUAGUUCUGAAUUCCAUUGGGAAGAAGGCAGCUGGGUCCCAGCCUCUGGCCCUGGCCUGGCCUGGGACCCCCCAGCCUCCAGCUGGACAUGAGCUGGGAGGACUGAGGGAGUCGGGCCUCGAAGGCCCAGUGAUUUUGGCUGGCAUGGGGUGGGGACAGCUUGAUUCUCUCCUGCCUCCUCACCAUUGCUGCUCAUCAUAGGCCAACACCACCCCUGCCUCUCAGUUCAGCAGUAAGAGGUUCCCUUUGGGGCAGCCCCAGGCUGGUCCCUGAGCUCCUGUUAUGGCAACUGUUAUCACCACUGCUGCGCCCACCAUCAUCAACAACUUGUUAUUAGGGCCUCCAUAGAGUUUAUAACUUAGAACUUCAUAGAUUUCUUAGGACUUGAACUCAUAAAGUUCACAGAAUUCUUAGACCUUUCUAGGGCUCAACACUCUGAAUCUUUAGCCUGUCUCAUUUAAUGCUGCACACAGUCCCGGGCUGUCUCUGACCCCCGAAAAGUAAACCCUCCAAGGGCAGAAAUUUGUGUUUUGUUUGCUGCUCUAUCCCCAGUGGUUAGAGCAGUAGCUGACACAUAGUAGGUGCUCAGUAAUAUUUGACAUAUAAAUGAAUGGGUCCUACAGUCUAAAGAGAUGGGUCACUACCUACCAACCAUGAAAAGGUGUAUAACACUCUACUCCAGUGGUUCUUAACCUAUUUGGAUCUUUUUGAAAAGCCUAUGAAAGACUUCUCCCCACAAAAUGCAAAUAUAUAUGAAAAGUUGUGUACAACAAGGUCUCUGCUUCACUAUGUGAUCACCACCCCCAGGGUGGUGGAGCCGGUGUUUGCCCUCCCAAGCCAGCAAGUUUUGGGAAGAAAGCAGGCAUGUGGGCUUGUGCAGAGCUGGUUGGUACCUUCAUUCUCACAGAAGAAUUGGAAGAGCCAUGUUGGCUCCUAUUAGGUUUCGAAAGACAGGGACAAGCUGGGCAGGCAGGAAGCGGGCGGCUGGUCCAGUGCUAUAACCAAGAACUUGGUCAGCAGGUGCUGCAAAGGUAAUCUCAGCUACAGAAUGAGGAAACCUCUCCAGGAUUAGAUGUGGGAGUCAAUGAGAGUGAGAAGUUGGGAGGUCAAAGAUGUCCUGGCCAGUUUGGCUCCUGCUCCUUAGAUGUGGCUUUUUUAGACACAUCUCCAGGCAUUCAGAAGAGUCUUCUGCAGAAAAAAGAAAGAGGAGGGGUUGGAAAGAAGGGCGGGAGGGAUGGGAGGUGGGAAGGAAUGAAGUGUACAAAUUUAUAUACACAUAUAUCCAUCACUAUAAUCAAGAUAUAAGCCCGACUGGCAUGACUCAGUGGUUGAACAUCGACCUAGGAACCAGGAACUCACGGUUCUUCCAUCAGGGCACAUGCCCAGGUUGCAGGCUCCAUCCCCAGUGUGGGGCGUGCAGGAGGCAGCCAAUCAAUGAUUCUCUCUCAUCACUGAUGCUUCUAUCUCUUUCCCUGUCCCUUCCUCUCUGAAAUCAAUAAAAAUAUAUUAAAAAAGAAAAGAUAUAGAAUAUUCCCACCACCUUCAAAAGUUCUCUGGUGUUCCAUCCCAGCCAAUCUCCCGUUCCUGGUCCCGGCGACCCCUGAUCUGCUCUCUGUCACUAUCAUGGGCACUCUUUUUUGUCUGGCUUCUUUCAUUCAACAUAAUGCUUUCGAGAUUCAUCCAUGUUGUUGUAUGUGUCAGUGGUCUGUUCCUUUUUACAGCUGAGUAGGAAUUGUAUGGAUAUACCACAGUUUGUUUAUUUGUUCACCUGCUGAUGGAAUUUUAGGUUAUCUCCAGUUUAGGGCUCUCAUUAAGCUUUUAAUAUUAAACUCCCAAUUUUAAAAAACAUUUUAAAUUUAUUUCAGAGAGGAAGGGAGAGGGAGAGAGAGAGAUAGAAAUAUCAACGACGAGAGAGAACGCCCCACACUGAGGAUCGAGCCCACAACCCGGGCAUGUGCCCUUGACCGAAAUCAAGCCCGGGACCCUUCAGUCCCCAGGCCAACACUCUAUCCACUGAGCCAAAUUGGCUAGGGCUUAAACUUCCGUUUUUUGUAUGUU
Molecule: messenger RNA, 6574 nt
Organism: Myotis daubentonii (Daubenton's bat)
Lineage: Eukaryota; Metazoa; Chordata; Mammalia; Chiroptera; Vespertilionidae
Gene: PLA2G4F
Product: phospholipase A2 group IVF
Biological process (GO): glycerophospholipid catabolic process
Cellular component (GO): vesicle; cytosol; ruffle membrane
Molecular function (GO): calcium-dependent phospholipid binding; calcium ion binding
Source: RefSeq, a predicted model, not a curated record